AUGCAUGACGCAAAUACUAUUUGUCAUGUCAAGGCCAUCCCUCACUAUAGAGAAGAAGAUAGGAAGGAAAUGGAAAGUCAGAUUCAAGAACUUCUUGAAAAGAAAUUAAUUAGGCCUUCGAAUAGGCCUCAUCAUGCCCCAGCCUUUUUGGUAAGAAAUCAUGCUGAACAACUAAGAGGAAAAGCUAGGAUGGUGAUUGAUUACAGAGAUGUAAAUAAAAAGACCGUUAAAGACGGUUAUCAAAUUGCUCAGGUCAGAGUUCUCAUCAACAGACUUAGAGGUGCAAAGAUUUUCUCUAAGUUUGAUGCAAAAUCAGGCUUUUGGCAAGUCAAAAUGCAUCCUGAUUCCAUUGUUUUGACAGCUUUUGGGACUCCUCAAGGGCAUUACGAAUGGUUAGUUAUGCCAUUUGGAUUAAAGCAAGCUCCAUCUAUUUUCUAA
This is a messenger RNA of Fragaria vesca subsp. vesca, 438 nucleotides long. Its product is annotated as enzymatic polyprotein-like. The record is from RefSeq and is a predicted model, not a curated record. Lineage: Eukaryota; Viridiplantae; Streptophyta; Magnoliopsida; Rosales; Rosaceae. The transcript has a single exon. Bases 1 to 438 code for a protein of 145 amino acids.